Triticum aestivum (bread wheat) is the source of this 549-nucleotide messenger RNA. RefSeq lists its product as uncharacterized. The transcript has a single exon. Lineage: Eukaryota; Viridiplantae; Streptophyta; Magnoliopsida; Poales; Poaceae. Bases 88 to 354 code for a protein of 88 amino acids. The record is from RefSeq and is a predicted model, not a curated record.
CGCGCCUCAACUCAACCCUCCCACGCAAGUCCCAAAGCAAUUUGGAAGCAGCAAGCAGCGCAAGAAGAAUUUGUUAGAGAAACUGAUAUGGCGUCCAUGAUGGGAGGAGACUUUGUGGAGGCCUACGUGCUCAAGAACGCCUACAAGGAGAAGCUGAGGCGCAUGGACCAAGCCGAAGCCGCGGCGGCGGCGCUCGACGGCGCGAAGAGCAGGAAGGACAUGGAGGCCGCCGGCGCCGCUGGAGAGAAUAAGGCUGCUGUUGGUGGUGGUGCGAGCAGCAGGGGAGGCUUCUUUGGCCUCAUCAAGAAGAAGGUGCACCCCAAACCCAAAGCAGCGGCGGCUACUUCCUCUUGAUUAUAUUGCUGUUCUGACAUGCCACGAAGUUGUAAGCCACAGCUGCUAGAGCUGCCGCGCCUUUCUUCUAGCUAGGAUCAGGAGCGGGUGUGUAGAGUUUGUUGUUUCGAUCAGCUUCUCUUGGAAGAGUGUGUGUAAAGCAAGUUCUUUUGUUAUUUGGUCAAAAAAAGUUGACAAAAACUAAGCGAAGAGUAA